Molecule: messenger RNA, 1997 nt
Organism: Cyanistes caeruleus (blue tit)
Lineage: Eukaryota; Metazoa; Chordata; Aves; Passeriformes; Paridae
Source: RefSeq, a predicted model, not a curated record
AUGCAGCCAGAGAAACAAAGGCUUUGCCCCGCGCCCUGCCGGGCCGUGUCCGGCCAGCCCCCGGAGCCGCCGCGCUGUACCUGCAGCCCUGGCCCUGCCGCGCUUGUCCCCGCCAAGUCUGGCCCAAGCCGGGGCCGCGCCAGGCGUGUGGGGGGCCAAGUGCCCCCCCUCAGGCCCCGUGCCGCUGGCGCAGCCGCGGCCAUUGCGCCACGGUCGUUGCGGCGACAGUCGGAGGCAGAUUGUCAGGCCCAGGGGUUGCUCAUCAACCGCUUCCUCUUCGAGCCGGAGCUGCUCAGCCCGGGCGGCGCCCACGGAGGGAGCGGCGAGGGGGCGGGGGCGGCCCCGGACUCCUUCAAAGCCACGCACUUUGGCAGUUCCGUGCUCCAGCUCAACCUUUACGGCUUCCAAAAGGGGGUGGUGUGGGCUUUGGCCGUGGGCGCUGCCCGGCCGGGCAGGAGCGGGACUUACCCGUGCGGGGGUUGCUCAGUGCAGCUGCCCCGGCCGGCACAGGGGCUGUCCUUGGGCAAGGCUGCUGUGCCGGCAGGGCCCGGGAGCUGUGCCGGCCUGCCAGGGGCUGCGGGACAGUUCCGGUGCACCUGCGUUUGCCACACGCUGGCCCGCUCGGCCGGCAGCCGGCCCAGCCCUGUGCCGUGGCUCGCGCUGCUCAUUGGGCGGCCCUGGGACGCUCGGGGAGGUCUCCGUGAGUGCGUAGCUGCCUCCAGGCCCUUCUGGACAAGUCCAGAUCCUCAAGAGCGUGAGGCUUCCCCAGCAAGUGCCAAGAAAGUGUUUGCCACAUCUGGACUUGGGGUUUCAUCAGGCGAGCCAGGCACACACAAAUUUCAAUUCCAGCCAGAGCUCAUGAUUCCACCAUUUCCUGCGCACCAUCGAAGCACUUCUGCGGCCUCUCCAGAGAACAGCAGCUGCAUUUCUCCAGAGCAGCACUUGCCAGCCAACAUCCCAUCAGCAGCCAAGGGCACUUCAGUCCCCAGUGCUCCAGCUGGCAGUGCUGGUUAUGGCCCAAGCUGGGUAUGGAGUACUCCUGGGGAAGUGGAAUUGCCACCGCUGGAUCUGGACCUUGUUCUGGAGACACUGGAGGAGAUGCUUUCACCAUCUCUGCCUGAAAGGUCUCCCUCUGCUCAGGUCAAUGCUAGUGUUGCCCGUGGCUCUUCAGGAGGGGAGGCUGUGAACAAGGCUGCAGCAGAGGGAGCUUUGCCUGCUUGCAGGAGCUGUGUGAACAUUUGCCAGGAGCCCGAGGAGCUUGAUAUCCAUGUGAUCUACCUGGCCAGAAGGGCUGCCCUGCGUGGGAAGAAGGAUCAGAGGGAGAGCCUGUGACCAUCGGGCAGGUGGCAUCCUCUGUUUAUAGAUACAGUUAGAGAUUUUUUAUCUUGAUUUAUUUAUACAUAUAGUUACAAGUAUAGAUUGAUAGAGUUGUAUUUAUAGGUGUUUCUAUUUAUCCAUCUGUAGAGUUUGUAUGUUUAGUUAGUUAUGGAUGUGAUAGGAUUUUAUUUGUAUGUAUACAGUUAGAUUUAUAGAUUUUCAAAUUUGCAUUUCUAUAUGUAGAGAAUAACAUUUCUAUGUGCACACAGUUCCAUUUCUAAAUGUGCAUAGUUAUUUAGCUAUGAGCUAUAUGGAUCUAUAGGUGCAUAGAUUGAGCUGUGUAGGCCUAGGCUGCAUUUUUGCCUCUUUCCCCCCUGGCUGCCUUUUUCAUCUCUUGUUUUUCCCGCUGUGCCCCUUGUGUCCCCCUGUGCUGGGUCCGAGCUGGGGCCGGGCCAGGCGGAGCAGCAGUUGCAGCCCUGGCUGUCCCUGGAGCGGUGGGAGCUGCCGCUGGCCCCAGGCACUGUCCUGUGAGGAGCUGCUGAAGGACGCUGAGACUGAGGGGGCUGAGGAGGCGCUGAUGCUGAAGGGACCUUGCAAACCUUGAGCUGUCCUGAAGAGCUUGAGGACAGGCAGACACUGAGAGGAGCCAGCAGGGAGAAGCUGAAGGCCUGGAGCAAGAG